This is a messenger RNA of Mauremys reevesii (Reeves's turtle), 2520 nucleotides long. RefSeq names its product proline and serine rich coiled-coil 1 (gene PSRC1). The coding region runs from base 1 to 1305 and encodes 434 amino acids. Gene Ontology annotation, biological process: mitotic metaphase chromosome alignment. Lineage: Eukaryota; Metazoa; Chordata; Testudines; Geoemydidae. Gene Ontology annotation, molecular function: microtubule binding. The record is from RefSeq and is a predicted model, not a curated record. The transcript has 8 exons. Gene Ontology annotation, cellular component: spindle pole; spindle microtubule; microtubule cytoskeleton.
AUGGCAGAAACUGGGAGAGCUCUGCCACGCUGUGCUCUGCCGCGACCCCACAAGCCACGUGAAAGCGCUGCUGCGGGUUGCCAGAGUAGAUCAGCCCUUUGUCUGGACUCAGCCCUUGCCUUUUGCUCAGAUAGUCCCUGGUCCACCUCGAUGCUCCCUGGAAAAACGGAGAUGGCAGAAGAAGAAGAUAUAAAAUUUAUCACCGAUGAGAAGUUGGACUUUGGUCUGUCUUCUCUUUCAGACAGCCGAGAGGAGGAGCAUGUCGAGGAGGAGGAGCUCUGGCACGUUGACAGGGGCGUGGCACAAAGGCUCGACCUGAACGUGCAGCAGAGGGAGGGCGCAGGCCGGAGCAGAGAGUGCCUGGCCCGCUGGAGCCCGCUGAGUCCCGAGAAGCUGGAGGAGAUCGUGAAGGAGGCCAACCGGCUGGCUGUGCAACUGGAAAGAUGCAGCCUGCAGGAGAAGGAGAACGCCAGCGCCGGGGCUCUGGAUCCAGCCGGGGAGCCCCUUAUGCCUGUGCGGCUCCUGCACAAGGAGCGGGCGAGCCCCCGGAGCCCCCGGCGCGAGACCUUUGUGGUGAAGAACAGCCCCGUCAGAGCGCUGCUGCCCACCGUGGAGCCAGGGACACUCCUGCCCCCAGGGAAAAGCCCCUCGCCAUGCGCCAGAGCAGCACCGACUCCCCCCCACCUCCGACACAAGCUGGGCAGCUGCUCCACUGGCGGCGAACGGCUCCGUAAGAAAUCCACCCCCAGCAAGGGCCCUGCUCUGUCACCCACAAAGAGACCUCAGAGCAGCAAGAAGCCGAGCCUCCAGGACCCGCCCCGCAGCCGUGUGUCACCUGCAGUGGGGAGGAGAGAACCGAUGGGCCCCAGGUCGUCCCCAGCCCGACCCCGCCCUGCACAGGAGCCCUCACUGCCCCGCAGGAAAGCAGAGCCCCUCCAGGAAGCAAGUGAAGGUCGGGCUAAGGCCUCCAGGGACGAUGCUCCCCGGCUCCCAGCCAGCACCAGGCCUGCCCGCAGUGCACAUGCCCACCAGACCCAGGCCAGGAGCACUGCUGCCCCUGGGACCACGAGUUGCCGCCUGGUGCCCAGUGGCAUCCCCAAGCCGGCCAGCCGCAGUGUCCUCCUGAGCAGGGCUGCUGUGCCCGGGAGGCCCAGCCAGCCGCAGCCCGUGGGCCAUGGCUCAGCUGGCAGAAGGGUGCUGCCGAGCGCAGCCGGACAGAGAGGCCCCGGCCCCCAGCAGACAGCCCCUCCAGGCAGCAGGCUGCAGCCGCCCCGGAAGGUGACCUUGCCCAGCUCUCUGAGGUAAAGCUCUCCCGCUGUGUGGGGUGUGAGCCGUACGGGAGCAGAGCUGCAGAUCAGAGCAAUCCCUGAGAGCUGUUUGCCCCAGGGCUGGCGCCGCCUGCAGGUUUCCUACAUAACUGCAUGGACGCUUCAGGAGCAAAGCUGCCAGUCGGUGAGAGCAGCGUCCCUUCCUGUGGCCAGCCCUGGUUUGCAGCCACCUCGCUGCAGGAUUCCUGUAGCAGGAGCUGUCCAUCUCGCCCUGUGUGUUCUGCAGCCUGUCAGUGGCUGUCUUGUGCAUUAACCCCACAGCCACUUGUCCUCCCUGCAGGCUGAGAAAUCACUUUGACUUUGGCCCAGGAUCCCCCAGUGCUAAGGGCCCAGCACCCCCAGUUGGGCCAGGUUUGCAGCAGGGCUCUGCAUGGUGGGUGUUGAGCUCUCUAGAAAAUCUGGAUCCAUGUCGUCCCAGCACAUGGGCUUUGGUCUUUAAUCUUCCUCCCUCAUGGUCAUCUGCGCCCAUUGAUGGAUGUCUGACACCCCCAAGUCUGUGUGGCCUGCCUCCCUCGGCUUCCUGCCCUGACACUGGACUGCGAUAAAAUGGUUUGGGACCAGACACCGCCGAGACCCCGAUCCUCCUCGUGCUGGCAGAACCGGACUGACCCUUCACCUGCCCGCGGGGCAUUGUCUUGCUGUGCCCAGGCAUCUGUCACCAGCACAUGCCAGCUUGGAGGACACAGGAGAACUCAGGGCUGCCACCUGCUGGGCUGGCAGCCUUAACUCCCCAGUUUUGAGCCUCCGAAGUGAAGGCGCUUCGGGGGGGUCGUGGUUAGUUUUACUUUGUUUUUUUAGAUAGAGGAGGGGGAAAUGCUGAGCUUGUUCUGUGCGUGUGGACCGUACUGGCCUCGCCUGAUCUCAUAUGGCAGCUGCCUCCCUACAUGUUUAGUGGUUAUAGCUGGAGCGGGCCAGGAAACAGGGCUUCCCUGGAAAAUCAAAAUCCAAAAUAAUUUGAUUCUGGAAUGCUGCCGCAGUGCCUUGUGGGAGUUGUAGUUUGGGUGUCUUGUACCCUGUUGUUCUCUAAAGGUUAAGCUCCCUGGUCAGACUUCAUCUCCCAUGGUGCACCAUGGAAAGGGGAGACAGUGCCUCAUGGGAAUUGUAGUUUGGGUGCCUCACACUCCCAAUCUCUGUGUGCCAGGCUCCCUGAUUGGAUUUUGCCUCCAUUACUCGCUCUGGUCCUGCAUUUGCC